This is a messenger RNA of Mucor mucedo, 3635 nucleotides long. RefSeq lists its product as uncharacterized. NCBI's taxonomy places the organism in Eukaryota, Fungi, Mucoromycota, Mucoromycetes, Mucorales, Mucoraceae. Gene Ontology annotation, molecular function: DNA-directed RNA polymerase activity; ribonucleoside binding; DNA binding. The transcript is spliced from 3 exons. Gene Ontology annotation, cellular component: nucleus; RNA polymerase I complex. The record is from RefSeq and is a predicted model, not a curated record. The coding region runs from base 36 to 3491 and encodes 1151 amino acids. Gene Ontology annotation, biological process: DNA-templated transcription.
ACCACACCAUUUACCUGGAAGGAAUAACUGUAGACAUGUCGAAAUUUAAUACAGUGGAACGUGAACUUAUGUUCCGUAACCCUUCCGACUCAAAGUUCGGCACACCCUCUUUACAGGAAGUCGUUGCACCCCAUAUUGAAGCUUUCAACAGUAUCAGUGAAUUCGGUGGAGAAGGUCAACAGGGUUUAUUGGAUUAUGCUGUUGCAGAUAUUGGAAGUUUCUCUGUGUUUGAUAAUGCAUCGACUGACGUUAAUGUUGAUCCUACCGGCCAAACACUUGGUAACAAACUUACCUUUUGGCUCGAAGACGUCAAAUUAAACCAACCCAUGGUCAACGAACGUGAUACACUUACCUUACGUCGUCGUAUUUAUCCUUCUGAAUGUCGUGAGCGUCUCAACACUUAUCGUGGUAAAUUACAAGGCAAGCUUUGCUGGCGUGUGAACGGGGGUCCUGUCCAGUCCGACAUGCGUGAUCUUGGUCUUGUCCCCGUCAUGGUUCGAUCCAAUCGUUGUAAUUUAAACGGAAUGUACCCUAAACAACUCGUUGCUCACCAUGAAGAGUCUGAGGAAAUGGGUGGUUAUUUUGUUGUAAACGGUAUCGAGAAAUUAGUGCGUCUUUUGAUUGUACCCCGUCGUAACCAUGUCACUGCUAUUAUCCGUAAUUCCUUCCAAAACCGUGGCCCAACCUACUCUACUUAUGGUUGUGCUAUUCGUUGUGCUCGUCGUGAUCAAACCACUUUAACCAAUACCAUUCAUUAUUUGAACGAUGGUAAUGUCAUGUUCCGUUUCGCCUGGCGUAAGCAGGAAUAUCUUUUGCCUGCCAUGUUGGUUUUCAAUGCAUUAUGUUCAGCAUCAGAUAAAGAGAUUUUCGAAGCACUCUGUCAAGGUGACCGUCAAAACACCUUUUUGACUGAUCGUAUCGAAUUAUUGUUAAGAUCCUUCAAGAUCUAUGCUCUUUAUACUCAAGAUCAAUGUUUGAGCUAUAUUGGUGAAAAGUUCAGAGUCACAAUGGGUUUGGAUGAGGAUUUAACUGAUAAGGAAAUUGGUCAAGCUCUCUUGAAGAAGCUUGUCUUUGUUCAUAUGGAUGAUAACCGUGAUAAAUUCAACCUUUUAGCUUUCAUGAUUCGCAAGCUUUACUCACUUGUUUCUGGUGAGUGUGGUGCUGAUAACCCAGAUGCUCCUCAACAUCAAGAAGUUCUUUUAGGUGGUCAUCUUUAUACCAUGAUUAUGAAGGAAAAGAUUCAUGACUGGCUUACCGGUGUUAAAAUGCAAAUCCGUAAUGAUAUCAGAUUAAACCCUGCCAAGGUCGAUUUCUUUAACAACACUUAUUUCCAAAAUGCUUAUCGUAAGGUCAACAGUGAUGUUGGUAUCAAGAUGUCUUAUUUCCUCGCUACUGGUAACCUUGUCAGUAAGACUGGUUUGGAUCUUCAACAGUUCUCUGGUUUCACCAUUGUUGCUGAAAAAUUGAAUUUCUUCCGUUAUUUGGCACAUUUCCGUUGUAUCCAUCGUGGUGCUUUCUUUGCUGAAUUGAAAACCACUAGUGUUCGUAAGUUAUUACCUGAAGGUUGGGGUUUCCUUUGUCCUGUCCAUACUCCUGAUGGUUCUCCUUGUGGUCUUUUGAACCAUUUGGCUCAUAAAUGUAAGGUUAUUAACGAGCCUUUGAAUGUUAAGUCUAUUCCUCGCUUGCUCGCUGCUCUCGGUGUAUCUCAAAGUUUCCUUCACUCUAUUAACAGACCCGGAGAUGUUGUUGUCAUGUUGGAUGGUAAGAUUAUUGGUUGGUGUACCCCUGCCACUGCUGCCAAGGCUGCUCAAAGUUUAAAGAUUUGGAGAGUCAACGGAGAACAAGGUGUUCCUCUUGAUUUGGAAAUCGCACUCGUUCCCAACUCUUAUGGUGGUGAAUAUCCUGGUCUUUAUUUAUUCGCCAGUCCCGCUCGUAUGAUGCGUCCCGUCAAGUUCCUUGGUAACGGCAAGACUGAUAUGAUUGGUACUUUUGAACAAGUUUAUAUGGAUAUCGCUUGUAUGGAUGACGAAGUUGUUCCUGGUGUCACCUCUCAUCAAGAAUUCACACCCACCAACAUUCUUUCAAUUAUUGCUAAUCAAACACCUUUCUCUGAUUUCAAUCAAUCUCCUCGUAACAUGUACCAAUGUCAAAUGGGUAAGCAAACUAUGGGUACACCCAGUACUGUCAUGAACCAUCGUACAGAUAACAAGAUGUAUCGUAUUCAAAACGGUCAAACACCUGUUGUCAGAACUGCACUUUAUAGUCAUUAUGGUAUGGAUGGCUGGCCACAAGGUAAUAAUGCCAUUGUUGCUGUUAUUUCAUACACUGGUUACGAUAUGGAGGAUGCUAUGAUCUUGAACAAAUCUGCUCAUGACCGUGGUUUCGGUUAUGGUACUGUUUACAAGGCUGAAAUUGUAGAUUUGAAUCAAUACCGUGCCCGUGGAGAGCCUGUCACUUACAGAUUUGGUUUGGAUCCUGUCAAGGGAAAGAAAUAUCGUAACAAAAUUGGAGAUGAUGGUUUACCUCAUAUCGGUGCACAUUUGGUUGCCGACGAUCCUCUUUGUUCUUACAUUGAUGAGUCUACUGGUAAAAACGUCAUUAAGAAGUAUAAGGGUCCUGAAGACGCCUAUGUGGAUGAAGUCCGUAUUUUAGGUGAUGAUAGCGGUAAUGGUGAAUUGCAAAAGGUGCAUAUUAAAUUACGUAUCACUCGUUCUCCUGUGAUUGGUGAUAAGUUCUCUUCUCGUCACGGUCAAAAGGGUGUUUGUUCUCAAAAAUAUCCUGCUGUUGAUAUGCCAUUUACUGAAUCUGGUAUGCAACCUGAUGUCAUCAUUAAUCCUCAUGCUUUCCCAUCUCGUAUGACUAUUGGUAUGUUUGUCGAAAGUAUCGCUGGUAAAGCAGGUGCCCUUCAUGGUAUCGCUCAAGAUAGUACACCUUUCAAAUUUAACGAAGAAAAUACUGCUGCCGAUUACUUCGGUGAACAAUUAUUAAGUGCUGGUUAUAAUUACCAUGGUAAUGAAGCCAUGUAUUCUGGUAUUACUGGUGAAGAGAUGAAGAUGGAUAUUUAUAUUGGUGUUGUUUAUUAUCAACGUCUCAGACAUAUGGUUAACGAUAAGUUCCAGGUCCGUACAACAGGUCCUGUUCAUAACCUUACUAUGCAACCUGUUAAGGGUCGUAAGAGACAUGGUGGUAUUCGUUUCGGUGAGAUGGAACGUGAUUCAUUGCUUGCUCACGGUACCAGUUACUUGCUUCAAGAUCGUCUUAUGAACUGUUCAGAUUACUCACAGGCAUAUGUCUGCCGUCUUUGUGGUUCAUUGGCAUCCCCUAUCUGUACAAAGAUUGUUUCCACCUUGGGUAACCGUCGUACUUAUGAGUGUAGAACUUGUGCUACAUCAAAGGGUAUUGAUUUGAUUGCCAUUCCUUAUGUAUUCAGAUAUCUUACUACUGAAUUAAUGAGUAUGGGCAUUAAAUUAAAUUUAGGUAUUAAGCCUUAAAUUUAUUUCAUUACUUUUAUUUUCAUUUUUAAUUAUACUUUCUCGCACACACACACACUCUCUCAAUUUUUUCUCUUUCACACUUUAUUUUGUAUACAUAAAAAAACCCAUUUUUAGAUCCCAUACACCCUUUGAUACAAAAGC